AUGGAUGUAUUCAAGAAAGGACUUUCAAAGGCUAAAGAGAGUGUUAUGGCUGCUGCUGAAAAGACCAAACAGGGUGUGGCUGAAGCUGCUGGAAAGACAAAAGAGGGUGUUCUCUAUGUAGGUAGGUAA
Chrysochloris asiatica (Cape golden mole) is the source of this 129-nucleotide messenger RNA. Its product is annotated as alpha-synuclein-like. Gene Ontology annotation, biological process: chemical synaptic transmission; synaptic vesicle endocytosis; synapse organization. The record is from RefSeq and is a predicted model, not a curated record. Gene Ontology annotation, cellular component: neuronal cell body; cytoplasm; axon terminus. The transcript has a single exon. Gene Ontology annotation, molecular function: cuprous ion binding. Lineage: Eukaryota; Metazoa; Chordata; Mammalia; Afrosoricida; Chrysochloridae. The coding region runs from base 1 to 129 and encodes 42 amino acids.